GCACAUAUAAAAAAAAAAUAUAUAUAAAUAUAUAAAGAAUUAGAGCUCGGUGAUAAUAUCGCGUUCUCGCGUCGGCGCGACAACACGAGCCAUUUCGCGAUUGGCAUCGUGAUUUUUGUGAUAAUUCCCCGGAGUCAAGCCCGCGCUCAUCACGAUGAAUGGUGGUUACCUCGAUGGCGUGACACCUCAUCCGCACCCGCUCAGCAACCUGGGCCUCAAACUGUCGCCCGGAGGCGGCGGCGUUACCGGAGGAUCGAGCGACAUCGGCGGCGGUAUUCAACCGCCUCCGGACGAGACGUCCUCUCAACAGCACCAUCAUCACUUUCAUCCCCAAACGUACCCGUCGCAUCAUCCACACGCAGCGACCCACGUGACCCCGCACAUGAGUCACCACAUGAGCCACCACCCGGGUUACGCGCGAGACUACCUCCUGCGAACACGGGAUCACGAGUUUUCGACGGCGAGUCCCACCACCCCGGAGAGCGGCCUGGGUCUGUUCCCGCAGCUACACCAUGAGAGCACCGCCGCGACGAUGCAGCAGUUCUCGCACCAUCCCAGUCAACAUCCCCUGGCGGCCAGUCAUUACGCCGCGCAUUACCCGCAGGACUCGAGGCUACCGCCGCCCCAGUACCUCAGCGCGUCUCACCUGGCGCCGUCGUCGAUUCACCACCAACAGCACCCGGUCGUCGGUCACCCACCUCAUCAUUCGAGUUUCAUGAGAUACAUGAGGCCCGGCGGCGCCGGCGGCGGCGGCCCGAUCAACGCCGUCGCCGUCGCCGGCGGCCAACGUCAAGACAUGUCUUGCAUGUGGAUGGAUCAGGACGGACCGGGCAAGAAUAUCUGCGGCAAGACCUUCAACAGCCUCCACGACAUCGUGGCGCAUCUCACGGUGGAACACGUGGGCGGACCCGAGUGUACGACGCACGCGUGCUACUGGCAGGGCUGCGCGCGUAACGGUAGGUCCUUCAAGGCCAAGUACAAGCUCGUCAAUCACAUAAGGGUGCACACCGGCGAGAAGCCCUUUCCUUGCCCGUACCAGGGAUGCGGCAAAGUCUUCGCCCGGUCGGAGAAUCUCAAGAUACACAAGAGAACGCACACCGGCGAGAAACCCUUCAAGUGCGAAUACUCCGGCUGCGACAGGCGGUUCGCCAACAGUAGCGAUCGUAAGAAGCACAGCCACGUUCACACGUCGGACAAGCCUUACAAUUGUCGAGUAAACGGCUGCGACAAGUCCUAUACGCAUCCUAGCUCACUGCGCAAGCACAUGAAGGUACACGGCGUAUCGUGCCCUAAUGAGGGCAAAGUUGGCAGUGGAUACGACAGCGACGGUGAGGAGAGCACAAGCAGCGGUGGUAGUUUAUCGGUGACCGGGCAUACGGAAUCACCCCAACCACCACCAGUUGUACCGGUAGCUCCGACGACGACGACGACGCCGACGAACGCACCACCUACGAGUCAUCUUUCCGCCCGUAGCGCGGACUUAGGUAAUUGGUACGUUUGUCAACCACCGACGACGGCGUCUCAACAUAGUCCUCUACCUGGACCGCCACCGCCGCAUCACAUCAGCCACUUUCAAAUCUUACAUCAUCAAGCAACCGCUUAUUAAUCAGAUUAUUACAGGUAGGAAGAUAAGACCGAAUCGUUCUCGAGUCUCUCCCGUGUCGGGAAACAUGAAACAAAACGGGCCUCGUGAAAACGGGGUGCUAUCUCGCGAAAAGGAAUUUGUGGAUGACAGUCGAUCGAUUCAUCGAAAUCCUCGAAAAGAUGUUUCAAGAGUCCAACUAUGUAGUAACGCAUCUGUAUGCCUAUUUUGCAACUUUUAGCGCAAGGACAAAAUUACGGGAAUUACAAAAUUUUAUACAAGUUUAUGAAAUUUUAUGUAAUUACGGAAUAGGUUACAAAACAUGCCUAUUUUGCAACUUUUAG
This is a messenger RNA of Harpegnathos saltator (Jerdon's jumping ant), 1926 nucleotides long. Its product is annotated as zinc finger protein ZIC 4. Gene Ontology annotation, biological process: regulation of transcription by RNA polymerase II. The transcript is spliced from 3 exons. Gene Ontology annotation, molecular function: DNA-binding transcription factor activity, RNA polymerase II-specific; RNA polymerase II cis-regulatory region sequence-specific DNA binding. The coding region runs from base 155 to 1606 and encodes 483 amino acids. NCBI's taxonomy places the organism in Eukaryota, Metazoa, Arthropoda, Insecta, Hymenoptera, Formicidae. The record is from RefSeq and is a predicted model, not a curated record. Gene Ontology annotation, cellular component: nucleus.